This is a messenger RNA of Dentiscutata erythropus, 726 nucleotides long. NCBI's taxonomy places the organism in Eukaryota, Fungi, Glomeromycota, Glomeromycetes, Diversisporales, Gigasporaceae. The record is from the annotation of a GenBank genome assembly.
AUGGGUUGUAUAUCCAGUAAAGAGGCCAGCAACAUUUUAGCUCCUUCAAAGUUCUGUCCUAAUUGUAAAAAUCAAUAUACUCAACGUUAUUGGUGUAAACCUUGUGAAUCCCGACGUUUCAAUGAAGACUUUCAUAAUUGGACAAGUGGUAAUACCGAAUUAGAUCAAUUUAUCCGACACACUCAAUUAAAUUCCAUCGCUCCUUUGACAUCUCAAUGGGUGCGGGAAAAUGAAAAGCAUAUCGCCCUUAAAAAAUUAAGUGGUUCAAAUAAUGCUGAAGCAUCCUUCUGGCAAGAGCUUCGUCAAUAUCAUUGUAUAAAUCAAAGCGAUCACAUACCUCAAUUGGAAAAAAUUUUUAUGUCUUGGGGAUGGCACAUGGGUGUCUCUCAGAAACAUGAUGUGUUUGAUCAAUUUAUAUCUGCUGAAAACGAAAGAAAAAGAUUAUUAAAAUCCGAUGAAUUCGAACCUUUUAAAAAACCACAUCGUGAAGCUGUUUAUAAAAGUAGAUUAUUGAAAUUUUCGGAUUUGCCAAAACCUGUGAAUAGAUUAAGCUGCCUUAGAACUUAUGCUGAGCGGUCUUCAUUUUUUUCAGGAGAAGAUGAAAUGACCCCAUACAAACCGAUUAAUACUUAUGAUGGCUACGAAAGAGUAGAUUCUCGAGAAAUAAGUUUUCCAGUAUCUGAUGAAGAUCUUGCAAUUUCAAUCGAUAAUUUUUCAAGUAUUUAA